Messenger RNA from Pseudoliparis swirei, 1728 nucleotides. It is a transcript of the gene cacybp, whose product is annotated as calcyclin binding protein. Gene Ontology annotation, biological process: heart development. The transcript is spliced from 6 exons. The record is from RefSeq and is a predicted model, not a curated record. NCBI's taxonomy places the organism in Eukaryota, Metazoa, Chordata, Actinopteri, Perciformes, Liparidae. Gene Ontology annotation, molecular function: ubiquitin protein ligase binding; S100 protein binding; tubulin binding. Gene Ontology annotation, cellular component: nucleus. The coding region runs from base 87 to 788 and encodes 233 amino acids.
UAUCCGGUGAAAGUACUGCAGCAGACUGGAGUAAAGCUCCACAAACACAUUUCUGAACCUCGCGAAUAUAACUGAAAAAAGACGAAAUGGAUGUAACCGAACAGAUCAACCAGUUGGAGGCAGAUUCUUUGGAGCUGGGGUCACUUUUGGAGAAGGCGGAGAGAAAAAGAGUGCAGGAUGUGCUCAAGCAGGAGCAGACGAAGGUGGAAAAGGAGCUCGCGGUCAAACGACAACUAAAGGAAAAACAAGCCAGGAGAGAGGCAGACGCAUCUGCUACCUCUAAAGCAGCAUACACGGUCAAGAUCAACAACUAUGCCUGGGAUCAGUCGGAAAAAUUCGUCAAAAUAUAUCUUACAUUGAAGGAUGUGCACAAAAUUCCAUCAGAAAAUGUGGAGGUCAACUUUACAGAAAGGUCUUUUUCUGUGUUGGUAAAGGAUCUCGAUGGGAAAAACCAUCAGAUGACAAUCCUCAAGCUGUUGUCUCCAAUCGAUGCAAAAGACAGCUAUAAAAAGAUAAAAACAGACAUGGUCCUGGUCAUGUGCAAGAAGCAGACGACAAAGAAGUGGGACUGUCUAACAACGGUGGAAAAGCAGGCUAUAGACAAAGAUAAACCCAAAGUUGAGGAGAAUGCAGCAGACCCAAGCGAUGGUCUGAUGAACAUGCUCAAGAAGAUUUACUCCGACGGAGAUGACGAGAUGAAGAGAACCAUCAACAAAGCCUGGUCAGAGUCCCAAGAGAAGAAAGUUCGUGGAGGAGGAGGAGGGGAAGGAGACAUGAUGGACCUCUGAUCUCCACUCGCUUGCGUGUCCUCAGUAGCACAUAGUGAGAGCUGCCAGGGAUGCAUUUGACCUGACUUGAAUAUGUUACGAGUCAAAUAUAUGAAUCAUAUUUUCACAAUCUAGAAAUUACAGCUCACGAAUACAGUUUUGGGGAUUCACUUCGAAACCCAGGAUGGCCUAAUUUUGUCUUGGCUUUUAAAUGUCCCGGAACGUAAUGCGGAAAACUUACAUUAACUUGGGUGGAAAACGGCUGAACAAACAUAAGGGCGGUGUCCAACAAAUGGCUCCUGUGACCCAAAGAGAAACGGCAUCAUCGGUCACUCUGUCAUACAGGACCACAAUGCAGUUGUCCUGGAGAACGUCUGUUAGUUAGUCAUAGUUUAAAUCGGACCGGGGUUCAUCAAAUACGGGAGAUGUGCUCUGUAAGGUCUCAUCUUAAUGUUCCUUCGCAGCUAACCGGAGAUGAAGAUGUUUCGAGUGUACAUUUGUCAAAGUCAUGCUCGGAUUCAUUUUAAUGAGGAAAACCACAAGGUCGUUCUGACUGACUUAUGGCAGCCUUCUUGUUGUUUGUCAUUCCAUAAAAAGCUCAAACGAUCGCUCCAGAGAGAAUUGUGCUCGUACAUCAGUCCAGUGUAAUAAAGAACGUUCCUACAUAGGUCUGUUUGACGUUUAAUGUGUUUGACCCUUUCCUGUUGCAUAUGUGAUGCUCUCAAACACUUAGUAAUUCCUUCAUGUGACUGCUGCAUUGUCAUUGUGUUGACAGUUUACCACUAUAUUUACAUUAUCACUGUUGAAAUUGUCUACUUCCCUCCAGCAUGGGUGAAUACCUAAAAUGUAUGUUUUACUUAUGUUGAUUAUUUUACCAGGGCUUUUGUUUUAGUCGUACAUGUAUUGUUGCCCGCCCUCAGGUUGUUCAUGAUGUUCUCACCAAUAUAUUUCUUGAACCGAG